CAACUAACCCGAUUCAAUUCAGUUUUGCUAACGUUAGCUGACCGAGAAGUGUUCAACGGUUUUCCAGCAGUAAAUAAAUAAUUAAUCUCAAAGAUGUCGUACAAGGUUGAAGCUCUUCCCGAUUCCUAUGCCGCCCUGGGCGAGGGACCCCACUGGGAUGUGGCCCGCCAGAGUCUGUAUUACGUGGACCUCGAAUCCGCGGGCAUUAAUCGCUACGACUUCAAGCAGAACAAGGUGUACAAGGCUAAAAUCGAGGGUGAGGUCUUUGCCUCCUUUAUUCUGCCCAUCGAGAACAAACCCCAGGAGUUUGCUGUGGGCUGCACCCGACGCACCGUCAUCGUCCAAUGGGAUGGAGUCUCGGCGGUGGCCAAGGUGGUUCGCACCCUCUUUGAAGUGCAGCCGGAUGUCCAGGACAACCGCAUCAAUGAUGCCAAAACCGAUCCCAAUGGUCGCUUCUAUGGUGGCACCAUGGCCGUUAGUGGCGACAUCUUUACCCAAUGGAAGGGUGAACUCUACAGCUGGCAGGCCGGCGGACAGCCCAAGGUCAUUAGGAGCGAGGUGGGCAUCUCCAAUGGUUUGGCCUGGGAUGUCAAGGCCAAGAAGUUCUACUUCAUCGACACCAACAACCAUGAGGUGUUGGCCUAUGACUAUAAUCAAAGCACCGGUGCCAUUAGCAACCCAAAGGUAAUCUUCGAUCUGAGGAAAAUCCGCCCAGAGGGUCCAUUAUUCCCCGAUGGCAUGACCGUGGACACGGAGGGCAAUAUCUAUGUGGCCACCUUCAACGGUGGAACCGUCUUCAAGGUUAACCCAAGCACCGGCAAGAUCCUGCUGGAGAUCAAAAUUCCCACCACUCAAAUCACCUCGGUGGCCUUUGGAGGUCCCAACCUGGACAUUCUGUAUGUGACAACCGCCAACAAGUUCGACCAGCCAAAACCAGCUGGCACCACCUACCAGGUCACCGGUCUCAAUGCCAAGGGCUAUGCCGGCGUCAGUCUAAAGAUCUAGAUUAUAGAGUACUUGUAUAAUAGCAUUUAAUUAAAUGGGCAAGUGUUUACUUGUUACUGAAAUAAUA
Molecule: messenger RNA, 1072 nt
Organism: Drosophila subpulchrella
Lineage: Eukaryota; Metazoa; Arthropoda; Insecta; Diptera; Drosophilidae
Gene: smp-30
Product: regucalcin
Exons: 3
Coding region: 94-1005 (303 amino acids)
Biological process (GO): L-ascorbic acid biosynthetic process
Molecular function (GO): calcium ion binding; gluconolactonase activity
Source: RefSeq, a predicted model, not a curated record